AGACAAAUGAUAUGGGUAUAAAGGGCGUAGCUGUAGCCUAGUUACUGAUGCAUUAAAUGUCAAUAUAAAAACAGCAUUAUUUUAUUUUCUGAUAAAAGCUGAUAGUAUCACAACGAAGUACCGCAGCAGCCCCCGCAGCAGUCUUUUCUGUAAGUUCAAAUCAUAGAAUGUCACAUGAUAAAAAAAUGCUUGAUCGUGAAGCAGUUCGCUCAGUUAUACAACAAUGGAAUGCAAAUCGUUUGGAUCUCUUUGCACUAUCCGAACCAGAUGAGAAUUUAUUAUUUCAUGGUGUUAUGCGCUUUUACUUUCAAGAUGCCGGACAAAAAGUUGCUACAAAAUGUAUACGUGUUGCAUCCGAUGCAACAGUAUCUGAUGUUAUUGGUACAUGGCGAUACGGUUGGAUUUUGUGUGAUAUUUGGAUUUCGCUGGAUAUUCUGCUGUGCACUAGCUCCAUUCUAAGCUUGUGUGCCAUUAGUCUGGACAGAUAUCUAGCAGUUACGCAGCCAUUAACAUAUUCCAAAAAACGUCGCUCCAAACGGUUAGCAUUGAUGAUGAUAUUUAUUGUGUGGGUAACGGCACUAUCAAUCACUUGUCCUCCAUAUUUGGGAUGGUAUGAACCAGGACGACGUCAAGGAGGUGUUGUAGUUUGUCGCUACAAUCAAAACAAAGGAUAUGUGAUCUUUUCCGCAAUGGGUUCAUUUUUCAUUCCACUGGCAGUGAUGCUGUAUGUGUACUUGAAAAUUGGUUAUGUGCUGACAUCACGACGACAGCGCAUUGUACGGGAUGCAAACUCUGAACGAACAGCAGAUCAUGAAAUUGAUUUCGAUAAUUUCUUAUCAGAAUCCGAACAUUUCCAAUGUGCCACACCGAAAUUUCCUUCAUUCAAAAUGCGUUGGACCAGUGGAAGUAAGAAUAACAGUCUCAAAUGUAGCAAAUGCAAUAAGAAUUACAUUACUGAGACUGCUAUGCCUCAUCAAGCUUCAUUUUAUGAAUUAGUUGAGGUCUCUCGUCUCUCAUCGCUUAUACAUUGUUCUGCAGUUAGUUGCAAAUAUGGCGGACCUUGCAUACACACGACACCAGUAGGCGUUGCAGUAAGCGAAAAACGUGCUGCAUCCUUGCCAAUGCAAAAAUUUCAAUAUCUUGAAAAUACUGCUUCAUAUUCUGAGACAUGUCUUACAUCAUUACCAAUGGCACAAGUUGCUAAAAUUAAUCAAGUACGAGGGCAGCAAAACUCACAACAGCAACAUGGGCACAUGCACACCCACCAGCACAACACAUCCCAUCAUCGCAUACCAAUGCGCGUUUCCACUACAAAACGUGACACAAAAACUGCCAAAACAUUGACAAUGGUUAUGGGCGGCUUCAUCGCAUGCUGGUUACCAUUUUUUGUCUAUUAUUUACUCAUACCAUUCCUGCCGCCAGCUGCUGUACUGCAGGGCAUAACGACAUUUCUAACUUGGGUGGGUUGGGUUAAUAGCGCUAUCAAUCCAUUUAUCUAUGCAUUCUACAAUCCGGACUUUCGUACCGCAUUUUGGCGUUUGACAUGUCGACGUAUCUGCAAGAAACCACCGCCAAACCAUAUGGCCAUGUUCCGAGGUUGAAAUGCUCGUAGCUGUCAAGAGUAACUCAACAACUCAAAAUCAGUUCCGAUAUGAGUUUAAAGUUAAAAAUGUGUAAUCCGUAGGUCAAAAAUAUUUUAGUAAAUUAUCCUAAACAGACAAACGAAAAGACAUAUAUGUGAAUAAACUUUUAAAUUCAAUUUUAAAUUGAUUUUCUCCAAGGCAAUGUCCAAUAUUUUGUGCUCCUGACAUCACAGCCAAAACUUAAAACUUCAAUUUAAAAAUUCGAUUUAAAAUGUUAAUAUUGACAUUUCAGGCAUAAGUAAAAAUUAAAUCAAUUUCAAUCGGUUGACAGCCAAUUUCGGCUUCCGCAGACGUGUUUGUGGCCCUGGGUCAACUGUGCACUUGCAGGAAAUUUGCAUAUUUUUAAUAUUUAAAGUUUAAAAUAUUAGUUGAAAUAUUCUUAA
Molecule: messenger RNA, 2026 nt
Organism: Teleopsis dalmanni
Lineage: Eukaryota; Metazoa; Arthropoda; Insecta; Diptera; Diopsidae
Product: octopamine receptor-like
Exons: 7
Coding region: 168-1601 (477 amino acids)
Biological process (GO): adenylate cyclase-activating adrenergic receptor signaling pathway
Cellular component (GO): membrane
Molecular function (GO): G protein-coupled receptor activity
Source: RefSeq, a predicted model, not a curated record